AUGAGCACACCCAACUCUUCGCUUGCCCAGCCGGGCGGCAUCACCGAUCCCGCCCUGAUCCAGCUCGUCAACAAGCUUCAGGAUGUCUUCGCAACUGUCGGAGUCAACAACCCCAUUGAUCUUCCUCAGAUCGCCGUCGUCGGCAGUCAGUCUAGCGGCAAGAGUUCGGUGCUAGAGAACAUUGUCGGCCGUGAUUUCCUGCCCCGAGGUAAUGGCAUCGUCACGCGCCGUCCCCUCGUCCUCCAGCUCAUCAACCGCCCCGCCCAGUCCAACGGCGUCAGCCACGAGGACCUCGAAGCCGGCGCCGACAAGGCCGCCAACCCGGACGAAUGGGGCGAGUUCCUCCACUUGCCCGGCCAAAAGUUCUACGACUUUGGAAAGAUCAGGGAUGAAAUCUCUAGAGAAACCGAAGCCAAGGUUGGACGAAAUGCCGGCAUCUCCCCAGCUCCCAUCAACUUGCGCAUUUACUCGCCAAAUGUCCUCACCCUGACGCUGGUUGACUUGCCCGGCCUGACCAAGGUCCCCGUUGGCGAUCAGCCCCGCGAUAUUGAGCGCCAGAUUCGAGACAUGGUUCUCAAAUACAUCUCCAAGUCAAACGCCAUUGUCCUGGCCGUCACGGCUGCCAACAUUGAUUUGGCAAACUCGGAUGGUCUGAAGCUGGCGCGAGAAGUCGACCCCGAGGGCCAGCGCACCAUUGGUGUUCUCACCAAGGUCGACUUGAUGGAAGAGGGAACCGACGUCAUCGACAUUCUUUCCAACCGCAUCAUCCCGCUGCGCUUGGGCUACGUCCCUGUUGUCAACCGAGGACAGCGAGACAUUGAUAACAAAAAGGCCAUUGGCGCCGCUUUGGAGGCGGAAAAGAACUAUUUCGAGAACCACAUGGCGUACCGCAACAAGAGCUCUUACUGCGGUACCCCCUACCUUGCCCGCAAGCUGAAUCUCAUCCUCAUGAUGCACAUCAAGCAGACGCUGCCCGACAUCAAGGCGCGCAUCUCGAGCUCUCUGCAAAAAUACAGCUCCGAGCUGGAGAGCCUUGGCCCAUCUAUGCUCGGCAACAGCUCCAACAUUGUCCUCAACGUCAUCACCGAGUUUACCAACGAAUGGCGUACCGUUCUGGACGGUAACAACACUGAGCUCUCCAGCACCGAGCUGUCUGGUGGUGCCCGUAUCAGCUUCGUUUUCCACGAGCUGUAUUCCAACGGAGUCAAGUCGCUCGAUCCCUUUGACGUCGUCAAGGACCUUGACAUCCGAACCUACCUGUACAACUCGUCGGGUCCCUCUCCCGCCCUGUUUGUUGGCACCACCGCUUUCGAGCUGAUCGUCAAGCAGCAGAUCAAGCGAAUGGAGGACCCAAGUCUGAAGUGUGUGUCUUUGGUGUACGAUGAGCUGGUGCGAAUCCUCUCGCAGCUGCUCUCCAAGCAGUUGUACCGCCGAUAUCCCGCCCUCAAGGAGAAGAUGCACAGCACCGUUGUUUCCUUCUUCAAGAAGGCCAUGGAACCAACCAACAAGCUCGUCCGAGACCUCGUUAGCAUGGAGGCGUGCUACAUCAACACCGCUCACCCUGACUUCCUCAACGGACACCGCGCAAUGGCCAUUGUCAACGAGCGUCAUAACCCCUCAAAGCCUGUGCAGGUCGAUCCCAAGACUGGCAAGGCACUGCCAGCUUCCACACCCGCCCGAGCCGGCAGCCCGACCGUCCCAGAGGCCGAUGGAAGCUCAAAUGGUGGAUUCUUUGGAAGCUUCUUCGCGGCGAAGAACAAGAAGAAGGCCGCCGCCAUGGAGCCUCCGCCACCCAGCCUCAAGGCUUCCGGCACAUUGUCAGAACGUGAAGUCAUCGAGGUCGAAGUCAUCAAAUUGCUCAUCUCGUCUUACUACAACAUCGUGAAGCGAACCAUGACCGACAUGGUCCCCAAGGCCAUCAUGUUCAACCUUGUUCAGCUCACAAAGGAUGGCAUGCAGCGUGAACUGCUGGAGAACAUGUACAAGACCGAUAGCAUUGACGACUUGCUGAGAGAAAGCGACUUCACCAUCCGCAGGCGGAAGGAGUGUCAGCAGAUGGUCGAGUCUCUCGGCAAGGCCAGCGAGAUUGUCAGCCAAGUGCAGUAG
Molecule: messenger RNA, 2106 nt
Organism: Trichoderma aggressivum f. europaeum
Lineage: Eukaryota; Fungi; Ascomycota; Sordariomycetes; Hypocreales; Hypocreaceae
Exons: 6
Coding region: 1-2106 (701 amino acids)
Cellular component (GO): membrane; cytoplasm; microtubule
Molecular function (GO): GTPase activity; GTP binding; microtubule binding
Source: RefSeq, a predicted model, not a curated record